GGUCACGUGAACAGAAUUGACCCAAUCAGCGCGCUGUCAGUGUCCUCGCGGUUUUCAUUCAAAUCUACAGAGACGGAUGCAGACGUUCACGAGAGACUACAACGGUAAAUAAAUAAAUAAAAUAAAAUAUCAAAUAAAAUAAAUACAUACAUUUGUUAUUUAUGGGUUGUUCUGCCUAGAUAUUGCUUAUGAAAGGGCAAGAAAAUAAUGCAACUACUGUAACUAACUGUGACUAAUUCUUUGUUCACAGGAAGACGAAUCCUCUGGUUAGCAACUAGCUCUGGGGAACAGCCUCGUUUCUUUUAAGUCAGUGCCUGCUGGGUAAUUACAGUUGCCCACCUCACACAGACCUGUGAGAUAAGCAGCAUAAGGUACCUUUUCUAGUCAGUCACCGAUAGUGCAGUCCACUGCCGCCAGCUGACAAUGGCAGAGGGAGAGGUGGAGUGGGAGUUGUGCAAAGAGAACAUCCAGCCUCUGAGACGUGGCCGAGACAUCUCCGCCCUGCAUCAAGCACUCAGUCAGCAGCAAGAGGGCACCACUAGUGCAAUCAACCAACAAAAACAAGCCUACGAGUUAGAGCUUCGGAUGUAUGAUGGAGAUGACCCUCUUGAUGUCUGGGAUAGGUACAUAAAAUGGAUAGAACAGACUUACCCGCAGGGUGGUAAGGAGAGCGGUUUGAAUCUUCUUCUGGAACGAGCAGUCAUGAAGUUUACCGAAGAAAAAAAGUACCACAACGAUUCCCGUUAUGUCAACCUUUGGAUCAAAUUCACAGAAAGCUGUCCUGAUCCGUUAGAUGUCUACCGGUACAUGCAAGCUCAGGGAAUAGGGACGUUGCAGGCGUCUUUUUACAUCGCCUGGUCUGAAGAGUACGAGAAAAGGGGAAACUCACGGAUGGCCGACAGCAUAUUCCAAGAAGGUUUCAAGUGCGGGGCUGAAUCUCUAGACAGAUUACAGCAAUUUCACAAGGCUUUACAGGCACGUGUGUGUAGGCAGAUGAUGACAUCAGUGAUUGAUCAGGAAACAGAUGAUGAGCCUGACGAGCCUCAGAGGGCUUCACUCAAUGAGCUGAAAGCCAAGGGAAAGAAAAAAGCUGUUGCUCCUAUCAAUAGGGUGACUGGAACUGUUGGCUAUGCCAGGGGUCUGCAGUUUAAACAACCAGUUGGGCCAAGUCAGAACAGUCGACUCACGAUAUUUGAUGAGAAUAAGGAGCACCCUGAGCCUCAGGAACACAAAUUAGAAAGUUGGGCAGCCCGUCCAACUGCUAAGGCCAAGGAGAAUGAACAGAAACCUGACAAAUGGACCAAUGUUAAGUUGCCACAGAAGUCCAGGUUUGGACAUAGUGUCGUCGCUCCACCACCAAAGCCAAAUUUCCAGCCCUUUGUGGAAGAGAGUGAUCAGCCUCCUGUGGUAACUCCAUGUAAGAUCAACCCAGCAGUGAACAAUGUACUUUCAGCACGGAGGCCACGUCGUGAGGAGCAAACGCCACUGAAGAGGCUACAAGAGAUGCAGCUCCAGCAGGAAGAUGAGGACAAAAGUGGAGAGAAGAGCAUGUAUUGCAAGGAGCUGCUUCUCAGCGGGGUCACUGAGUUUUCCUUUGAAGAGCUGCGUGCUGAGCGAUACCGCCAGAAACGCAGCCAGAGACUGGAAGCUGACAGUAUUGAAGCAAACAACCAAGAAGAACCACAUACUAGUCAAAAGGACUGACGAGAGCAAAUCGUCACGUCCAUGAGCUAGAGUCAGUGUUUGUUUUCAUGUUGUUGUACCUAAAGAAGUAGAAUCUGAGAAGUCUUGCAAAAUGUGAUAUUUGUGCUGUGAUUGAACGUGUCCAAUAAUUGAGUACCUGAAACCUUCUCCUUCAAAUAUACUAUGUAUACUGAUACUUGUACGUGUAUACAGGUUUCUAUUUCUAUAGUUGUUCUUAUCCAUGUGAUUUUGUACAUAUUUCUUUUUAUAUAUAAAACUACUCUCAGUAUCUUGUGUUGCAUUAGCAAUUAUGUUCAAGUAUUGUCUCCAAUGUAAACUUUUUCAGUGGGGGAAAUAAAUAUUGAACACGUCAAGUCAAGAUAUUUCCAAUGAGGCUAUUUACAUGAAAUUUGCACCAGACAUCAGUAUUAACUCAAGAAAUCCAGAAAUAUGAAGAAUUCACAACAAUAAAGUCCAUAAAUGAAGUUGUGUAAUAAAGAGGAAUGACACAGGAAAAAAGUAUUGAAAACGCUA
Molecule: messenger RNA, 2217 nt
Organism: Ictalurus furcatus (blue catfish)
Lineage: Eukaryota; Metazoa; Chordata; Actinopteri; Siluriformes; Ictaluridae
Gene: bub1bb
Product: BUB1 mitotic checkpoint serine/threonine kinase Bb
Exons: 9
Coding region: 424-1704 (426 amino acids)
Biological process (GO): mitotic spindle assembly checkpoint signaling; meiotic sister chromatid cohesion, centromeric
Molecular function (GO): protein kinase activity
Source: RefSeq, a predicted model, not a curated record